Sebastes umbrosus (honeycomb rockfish) is the source of this 3710-nucleotide messenger RNA. RefSeq names its product AE binding protein 1 (gene aebp1). The transcript is spliced from 20 exons. Gene Ontology annotation, molecular function: zinc ion binding; metallocarboxypeptidase activity; DNA-binding transcription repressor activity, RNA polymerase II-specific. The record is from RefSeq and is a predicted model, not a curated record. Bases 289 to 3345 code for a protein of 1018 amino acids. Lineage: Eukaryota; Metazoa; Chordata; Actinopteri; Perciformes; Sebastidae. Gene Ontology annotation, biological process: proteolysis; negative regulation of transcription by RNA polymerase II.
AGGUGUGCUGCUGGAGAAAAUCCACUCCAGACAGAUACAUUUCCUCCUCUCCAGCUCGACCAGCAGGCUGCUUUAAAACCUCCAGCCCACAACAGUUUCUUCCUCUCUGCACGCUGACUCGCCAUCAGAGAGGAGGAAGACUCUCCAGACCUCCACAACAUCAACCUUUUGUUCUCUGCAGAACACACUUCUGAAGAGAAAGCUCAAUCUGUGCGUCUGCAGGUCAGAUGUUUGAGUUGUUUUAGUUUGAGAGAUUCAGAGUUUUUCUUGGUGUUUUUCGUUAGAGUCAUGAGGGCCGAGGUGCUGGUCGUCUGGGUGGGUUUGACCCUGAGCUGCUGCUGCUGCUGCGCUGCUCUGGACGGAGCUCGAGAAGAUGAUGUGGAGGAGAAGAAACUCUCCAGAGAUCAGAUUCAAGUGAGAAGAGAAACCCGAGAACUGGUGGAGCACAGGAUGCCGGGGGAGGAAGAGGCUGUAGAAAUGAUGAGAGAUGAGCCUGUUGAGGUGGUGGAAGAGGAGAGGACGAAACCAAAGAAGAAGAAAACACCUGAGGAAAUUGAGGCAGCCAGAGCAAAGAAAGCAGCGGAGAAGGAAGCCAAAGCAAAGAAGCAGAAAGGCCCUAAACCCACCAAAAAGCCCAAAGCCCCGAAAGCCACCAAAAAACCCAAAGUGCCAAAACCUACGAAGAAGCCGAAGGCGCCCAAAGCCACCAAGAGACCGAAGGAGACGACCACGCUGCCGCCACCGGUCACCAAGAGUCCUUCUCUGGACGAGGAAGAGGAGCGGCUGCUGAUCGAACUGGGCUGGGACACACUGAUCCGACCUGUGACCCCAGUGGAGCCGGCGUGGGAAGAGCCCGUCGAGCCGGGACUGGAUCGUGAUAGAAAACGAACCACAACUACUGAGGUCAUCAUGUAUAUACCAGAGGAAUCCACCACCGUCCCGUAUGUCGGCCCCUGGUAUGAAGAGUACGAUUACGCCGACUUGUCCGCUAAGAAACAAGAAGAAGAGGAGGAGAGAGCUCGCAAAGAAAAGGCAGAAAAAGCCGAGCGUCUGAGGAAGAAGUGGGAGGAGGAGGAAGACGAGAGACUGAAGCAGAUCUCAGUGCCUGUUGAACUAAAAAAGUGUCCUCCUCUGGGCCUGGAGUCUCACCGGGUGGAAGACGACCAGCUGCUGGCGUCCUCUCAGUCUCACCACGGCUUCACGGCUCAGAGGGGACGACUCAACAUGCAGGGCUCUGAUAACGAGGAGGAUCUGUACGGCGGUGCGUGGUGUGCAGAGGCAGAGGAGAGGAACCACUGGUUCGAGGUGGACGCACGCCGAGAGGUGGAGUUCACCGGGGUCAUCACUCAGGGAAGAAACUCAGGGCAACUGGAGGAUUUUGUGUCGUCGUACUUUGUGGCGUUCAGUAACGACAGCCGUGACUGGACGACGCUUGAUGACGGCUACGCCGAGUGGUUGUUCUAUGGGAACGUGGAUAAGGACACGCCGGUGUUGGGUCAGUUCGCGGCGCCCGUGGUGGCGCGCUACAUCCGCAUCCUGCCUCAGAGCUGGAACGGCAGCUUGUGUCUGAGAGCGGAGGUCCUGGCCUGUCAACUACCAAGCAGCUACCGCAGUGAGAAUGAAGUCACCCCGUCAGAUGACCUGGACUUCAGACACCACAACUACAAGGACAUGAGACAGAUGAUGAAGGUGAUAAACGAAGAGUGUCCCAACAUCACCAGGAUCUACAACAUCGGUAAAAGCUCUCAGGGCCUGAAGAUGUACGCCAUGGAGAUCUCCGACAACCCCGGAGAGCACGAGACCGGCGAGCCUGAAUUUCGGUACACAGCUGGUCUCCACGGUAACGAGGCGCUGGGUCGAGAGCUCCUCCUCCUGCUGAUGCAGUUUCUGUGUAAGGAGUACAAGGAUGAGAACCCCCGAGUGCGCCGCCUGGUGGACGGAGUGAGAAUACACUUGGUGCCUUCACUCAACCCCGACGCCUACGAGCUGGCCUUCGAGAUGGGCUCGGAGAUGGGGAACUGGGCGCUGGGCCACUGGACCGAAGAAGGUUACGACAUCUUCCAGAACUUCCCGGACCUCAACAGCAUCCUGUGGGGAGCCGAGGACAGAGGCUGGGUCCCUCGCAUCGUGCCCAACCAUCACAUCCCUCUCCCGGAAAACUUCGUCAACGGCUCUCUCGCUACGGAGACAAAAUCCAUAAUUUCCUGGAUGGAGCGCACCCCAUUUGUGUUGGGAGCUAAUCUGCAAGGAGGAGAAAAAAUGGUCGCAUACCCUUUUGACAUGCAGCGUCCAUCAAUCGCUGUAACCGACAGCCGGCGUUGGAGAGGUAACUCCGACAUGAACGAGGAGACGUGGGCUCGCAUUCAGCGGCAGAACGAGGGAUCUCUGAGGGAGACGGCAGACGACACCAUGUUUCGAUGGUUGGCAAUGUCGUACGCCCACAGCCACCUGACCAUGACGGAGACCUACCGAGGCUCCUGCCAUGGAGAUGAUGUCACCGGGGGACAGGGCAUCACCAACAGAGCCAGCUGGGAUCCGGUGGUGGGCAGUAUGAACGACUUCAGCUACCUGCACACCAACUGCUUCGAGCUGUCCGUCUUCUUGGGCUGUGACAAGUUUCCCCACGAGAGUGAACUUCCUCUGGAGUGGGAGAACAACCGCGAGGCUCUGCUGUCCUUCAUCGAACAAGUACAUCGAGGGAUAAAGGGCGUAGUGAGAGACGUGGAGGGAAAUCCGCUACCUAACGCCACCGUAACCGUGGAGGGAAUACGGCACGAUGUCAAAACUGCUUUAGGUGGCGACUACUGGCGUCUGUUGAACCCCGGAGAGUACCGGGUGACGGCCAGAGCCGACGGCCACACCCCUCAGACCCGACUCUGCAUGGUGGGCUACGACUCCGGAGCCACGUCGUGCAGCUUCACCUUAGCCAAAUCCAACUGGGACCGCAUCAAACAGAUCAUGGCGCUCAACGGCAAGAGGCCCAUUCGACUAGUCCCCAAAGUCAACGUGGUGAAGACGACGGCGGCUACCAGCCCCGCCGCCCCCACCGUCGACAGCCACGCCGUCGCUCAGAACGCAGAGCGACUCCGGCGGCUACGGAUCAUGCGUCUACGCCGGCUGCGUCAGCAGAGACUACGAGGCGGUCUCAGCACCACUCCGACUACAACGACCACGACGACAACGACAACGACAGCCCCCACGACGAUACGUAUAACAGAGAGAACCACUUCCUGGUACGACUCCUGGUUUCCGGUGGACAGUUGGAUGACGGAGAACCCGUUCGAUAGCGUCAACUUUGACGCGGUGCCCACACAGGACUAUCCUUUUGAAUACACCAUUGAUUGAUUCCUACAUCACAUCUAUGUAAGACCGUACUAACCACUUCAGUCAGCUGCAACAUGACAGCUUCAAAAUACAGUAUGUUGAUUAUUUAGUGUUCACUUGUUGGCUAAACGGAGACGAGGGCGACUUUAAGGGAACGUCCAUGAGAUAAAUAUGUUUUUGGAAAAUUCUUCACAGAGAAUUGAUCUGGAAUAGAAAGCUUCUGCUGAGCAGAGACGAUAUAAACACACGUUUAAUUGGAUUCAAUAAAACAAUAUACGGCAUGUCACAACACAUAUGAUAAUGUUCCUUUAACGGCUUUACGGUGGGAUUGCUGGUUUAAUGUACUGCUGAAUGCAUCUGAUUAAAAUGAGUUAUUUUCUAAAUAA